This is a messenger RNA of Carassius gibelio (silver crucian carp), 1090 nucleotides long. It is a transcript of the gene thyn1, whose product is annotated as thymocyte nuclear protein 1. Lineage: Eukaryota; Metazoa; Chordata; Actinopteri; Cypriniformes; Cyprinidae. The coding region runs from base 235 to 936 and encodes 233 amino acids. The record is from RefSeq and is a predicted model, not a curated record. Gene Ontology annotation, cellular component: nucleus. The transcript has 7 exons.
AUCAACGCAGCUUUAGCUAUUCUUAUACCGCAUGAACAUAUUGAAUUUAAAUUGGAAGCAGUUGUAAUAAUUAUAAAUGCUCUUAUUUGUAUACACCCCACAUUCGGUGGUUGGGUUUUAAAUAAAUGCAGAUUAAAUCCAGUUAUGAUCAUCCUCCAGACCGCAUGCGAUCUGCCCGGGCGCUGUUUUAUAACGAAGGCUUCUAGAAACAUUUGCUCCCAUUUCCCGUGAAACAUGCCACCCAAGAAAAGAACACGAAGCAGCGCCAAAUCCACUAAACAACCUGUUUUAGCAGACGCCCAGCACUGUGAGGGGUCUGAUGAUGAUGUACAACUCAAAACUGGCAAAAGAAACAGGGCAGCAGCAGUAAAAAGUGAUGUGGAGAAAAAUAAAAAUGAUGACGCGUGCAAAUCAUCUUACAGCCACUGGCUCAUGAAGUCUGAACCUGAGAGUCGCAUUGAAAAUGGAGUGGACGUGAAGUUUGGAAUCGAGGACCUAAAAGCCCUUCCCAGUCAGACGGGAUGCUGGGAUGGAGUGAGGAAUUAUCAGGCACGUAAUUUCAUGAGAGAUAUGAAGGAGGGCCAGCAGGCUUUCUUUUACCACAGUAACUGCAAAGAGCCAGGUAUCGCUGGCCUCAUGAAGAUCGUAAAGGAGGCUUAUGUGGACCAUACACAAUUUGACAAGAAGGACGUGCAUUAUGAUCCCUCCAGCAAAGCAGACAACCCUAAAUGGAGUAUGGUGGAUGUUCAGUUUGAAAGGAUGACCAAGCGUUUCAUCCCUCUGGCUGAGCUGAAGAAAUAUCACUUGCAGCACAAAGCUAAAGGUGGAGCCUUGAAAGAUAUGGCCCUAUUCACCAGGGCCAGGCUCUCAGUUCAGCCCCUUACUGCAGAGGAAUUUGACUUCGUCCUGAGUUUGGAGAAUGAAGAUCCAAUAUGAAAAUCACCAUAAAAGUCGAUUUCAUCUCAUCGUAUAAUGAUUCUCUCUCACUUUAAAUGAUAUGUAGUCAGUCUUUUCUUUAUGUAAUCUAUACUCAUGUAAACUUGAAAUAAAAAAGUGAUAUUAAAUCAUUAAAAUGUUUUUGUUAAUAAAA